Molecule: messenger RNA, 2457 nt
Organism: Saxophila tyrrhenica
Lineage: Eukaryota; Fungi; Ascomycota; Dothideomycetes; Mycosphaerellales; Extremaceae
Exons: 2
Coding region: 1-2457 (818 amino acids)
Molecular function (GO): iron ion binding; monooxygenase activity; heme binding
Source: RefSeq, a predicted model, not a curated record
AUGACGGACUUCAUACCUAGCAGAGUACGCUCUGACCUUGGACAUCAAAAGCGAUCAUCACGGCAUGCGGUAUCGAGGCGCCUGAGAUCCGGGACUGAAGGGCAUCACCACCGGCACCAUGCAAAAGAGACCGUCCAGUCCGCGAUAGACCUUAAGCCGCCGAUCACAUUCGACCAUAUCCUCCGACGGGACAAGAAAGACUCCGACUCGAGCAGGCGAGGCAGCUCGACUGCGCAGCAGCAGCUCGAUAACAAUACCAACAACGUUCCGCCCGUACCGGAGAAGCCUAUAAAGCCGGAGGAUGUGGCCAAGGCGAAGAAAGAGAAUGAGAGGCGCGAGGAGGAUCUCAAGGAGAGUUUGAAGAGCGUGGAGGAGGUGGGCAUGAGCAGUACGCGGCAGUUGGACGACACGUACUACGCUAUUCUGGAGAAGGCUUCAAUGCUACGGUCUACCGUUUCCAGUCUGCAACAGCUGGCGGAUGAGAGUCAGAGGAUGCAGUCGACGUUUCAAGAGGACACUGAGAAGCUGGAGAAGGAUACGGAGCAGAGUGUUCAGAGCUUGGGACAAUUCGAGCCGCAGGAGAAGAGGAUCAAUGAGCUCGUCUCGAAGCUGGAAGAUGCUCGAGGCAGAACAAACGAGUUGAAUGAUCAGCUGGAGUCUGCCAGGCUGCGAGUCGAGGCGUACGAGGGCAGAGAGAACGAGAAGGUCGCUCGACGAAGGGUCAGACUCAACAUUACUUGGGCGACGUUGCUUGGUGUUUUAAUGCUGGUGGUGUCUGUUCUACUCGCAAAGAACCGACGAGCAGUUGGCAAGCAGCUUGACGGUGUGAGCCAGCGGUUAGUGGGACUGGCUGAUGUGGUGGACGAUGUCGUUGCACCCAUAUCGACUAGAUUGAGGCCCAGUCCAAUGCGGCAGAAGUACCAUGACAUCCCAAGCUUACCGCGACAUUGGGCAUUCGGAAACCUCAAAAUCAUCGGGGAGAAAUGCAAUCCGCGUGCUGGCCGCCACCCGGACUAUGGCUUCGAGGAGAUAUGGAACGACCUGGAUCGGCCGGCUGCUUUCAUGGUCGAUCUUGCUCCGGUCGAUAAGCGUUCGUUCCUGGUAGUUGCGGAGCCCUCCAUUGCAGAGUCGGCUACCCAGCCAGGGGAUAAGUUCAAGUAUUCGCUCCCGAAGAGCGACACGAUGCAGGCUCUAAAGCCAUUGAUCGGGAAGGAGUCUAUCAUUACGGCUGAGGCUGAGGAGUGGCGAAACCUUCGGAAGCGGUUUAACAAAGGUUUCGCGCCUGCUCAUUUGCACAAUCUCAGUCCUCUGAUCAUAUCGAAGACGGAGAUCUUCGUUAAGCGCAUCCAGGACGCUGCGGAGACCGGUGCUGUUGUGCCUCUGAAGGAUUUCGCUCAAGAUCUAACGACCGAUAUCAUCACUCAGCUGGCUAUCGAGAAGGACUUCGAAUCGCAGAGCAUACCCGAAGGGCAGAGCCACAAGUCAUCUUCUGGCAUUCUUACAGCAUCGAGGAUACUGUCGACAUUGAUAGCAACGCAAGGCCAGGGCUUUGACCCUGUAGGCUUCUUUGACCCGGUCAGAAGAUUUAAGCAGUGGUACUAUGAGAGGCUCUUCGACCGCGAAUUGUACAGCGUUCUCGAGAAGAAGCUCAAGCAGGAACAGCUCCAGCCAAAGAAGAGAGAUGUCUCCACCAAAGCUAUUGUGCAACUGGCUCUAGCAGACAUGGAACCAACACCGGCUUUGCUGUGGAACACAGUUGCGCAGAUCAAAUCGUUCUUGUUUGCAGGUCAGGAUACCACAGCGACGAUGAUUCAGUGGCUCUGCUACGAACUGUCGAAAGCGAACCACAACCCUCGGAAUCAGGAGAUCCUCAAGAAAUUGGAAGAUGAGCACAAUGCCGUCUUCGGAUCUGGAGCCUUUUCCGCGCUCGAGAUCCUACGCAAGCCUGGUCAGGCCGAAGAACUGCUCGGCUCGAAGAUUCCAUACACCACCGCCUUCAUCAGGGAGACCCUACGUCUCCAUCCGCCCGCUGGCACAGCUCGCAUUGUCCCGGACGCCGACGAAAGCAACCCACCCGUGUCCGUGAACAUUGAAGGCCGAGAUGCACGCAUUGAUGGUCUGAGAGUCUACAACUGCCAAUGGCUCAUCCACCGAAACAAGAAGAUCUGGGGCCCCGAUGCCGAUGUCUUCAACCCAGAUCGAUGGCUCGAUGAGGACUUCAUCAGCAAGCUGCCGCCCGGAGCGUGGCGACCUUUCGAGCGUGGACCGCGAAACUGCAUCGGGCAGGAGCUGGCGCUGUUGGAGGGCAAGGUGGUCAUGGCUGCUGUGACGAGAGGGUUGCGGUUUGAGAAGGUCGGAAACACCGGCUUGAAUGGGGAGAAGGAGGUCUGGGGCGUAGCGAAUGUUACGACCGUGCCUGUUGAUGGUAUGACGAUGAGGUUUCACUUGAAGGCUUAG